Molecule: messenger RNA, 2068 nt
Organism: Colletotrichum scovillei
Lineage: Eukaryota; Fungi; Ascomycota; Sordariomycetes; Glomerellales; Glomerellaceae
Exons: 3
Coding region: 288-2000 (570 amino acids)
Cellular component (GO): membrane; endoplasmic reticulum
Molecular function (GO): long-chain fatty acid-CoA ligase activity
Source: RefSeq, a predicted model, not a curated record
GAGAACCACCUAGUCGCAACAGCGGAAGCCGGGGGGGACGUCAGAUCCCCGCCGUUGACUGCCAGCACAACCCACCUCAAGGCUCAGCAGCAAGAAACCUCCGAGCUCGAGCUCCGCGGCACUGCCUCACCUCAUGCUUUUCCCUAUUGUCAACCCUCCGAGCUUUCCAUGCGGGCCACGUAAAGCCUUCUGUCGUUUUGCUUUCACCAGCACGCAUACUCCCCAACUGACGACGAACCCCGGAGCUCAACCCGUCUCGCAUUACUCCCACCAUCGCGCCGCCCAAGAUGGGCUUCUUUGAUAACAUCAUGCACCAGAUGGACGAGGGUGUCUCGGGCUUCUUCGGACAAUGGAACGCUUAUACCACUGCCCUCGUCACUUUUCUCGUCGCCAUCGUUACCUACCGAAUCGUCUCUAGCCAGGAUCCCGAUACCCAUCCCAUGCUGCUUGCCCGUCAAGCCCAAGGCUCUCCCGUUCGCCAACCAGCAGAAUCUCCCGUCUACCGAUCCCACUCUGCCCCUCAUGGCAUGCCCCUGAACAGCGGACUGAACGUCAAGGACCCCGGUGCUUCGAAGUGGGCGAGAGGACGUGAUGGAGAUCUUCGAGAUAUCUGGAGAAGAGCGGCGACUGGCGCUUCUGAGGAGGGCAAGCCAGUUGUAGGCAAGGGUCGCUUGUUGACGGUACUGGGCUCCGAGAAUGUUAUCGAGCAUCAACUUGAUGACAUCACUCGUCAAAUCAAUCUCAUCGGACAACACAUUCACGAGCAGGGCGGCAUCCGAGUCGCCGUUUACCUGCCAAACUCUAUCGAGCUUUUGGUGACGCUUUUCGCCUGCAGUUUUUACCCGAACCUCACAGCCAUCCUGAUCCCAUUUGAUGUAUCAGACGAGGAACUCGUGACGAUGCUCCGCCGGUCUGCCGCCGAUACCGUUAUUACAGCCCCUGGCGCGUUCCCCUUCGACUCGGUCGUCAAGGCAUACCCCGCUCUCCGCCAACUCAUCUGGGUUGUAGAUGAGGGAAGUUCUCACAUGGACUGGAAUGAAGUUCCCGAAGGCAUGGGCGGCAGUGUCAACGUUGCGACAUGGCAAGAGAUCCUUCGUGAUGCACCGGUUGAUGCCGCAAGAGAGGUGCCCCCUGUCGACAAGGAAAUCGAGCCGAAGGAUGUGGUGACUUUCUGGCAAUCCAGGCCGGGAACCAUGGAAGAGAUGGUGCGCUUCACUCAGUCCAACUUGGUUGCCGGUGUUGCCGCUCAGCUCGCUGCGAUCCCAACUACCCAACGCCUUGGUCCCUCUGAUCUGUUCCUCCCUGCCGACUCUCUCACGAACAUCCAUACCUUAAUCCUCACAUUGGCAGCUCUGUUCUCCAACUCAUCUGUUGCAUUGAACUCAGUGGCUGGAAAGGUCACGGAUUUGGCCCUGGCUACCCAGGGAGUUGCUCCUACAGUAUUGGUGUCCACUCCCGAGACUCUGUUGAAGACCCACCAGGAGGCAACUAACCGCCUGACCUCUGCUUUGGCCAAGGUCGCUCACUGGGCUCAGUCCCGCAGCCUCACAGAGAGUGGUGUGAUGCCCGUUGCAUCCGCCGCGGCGCGUUUCAACAGCGCAUCUCGACCAGCUAUCGGCAAGACUCCUGGAAAGCUGCGUCUUCUUUACGUCGCGGAUAGGGUCGGGGCUGGCUCACCGCCCUUGUCGUCACGAGAACUUUCCGAUCUUCGCAUUUUCACAGGCGCCAGAGUCAUCUACGCUUUGGCCGCGCCCAAGGUUGCCGGAGCUGUCGCUCAGACUGGGUACUACGAUUACAGAGUGCAUGAGGAUAAGCAGUCGCACUUCGGACCUCCUCUGACGAGCACUGAGAUCCUCUUAAGAGAUACAGAACAGCAUAAGAAUGCCGAUCAGGAAUAUCAGGGAGAGAUCAUUGUUCGAGGCCCUUGUGUUGCAGGCAACGAGGCCACUAUCAAGGCUACAGGCAAGAUCCGGGAUGAUAACACGCUGGCAUACGUAUAGAAAUUUUGUAUGCAAGACCUCUUUGAUAUGUAGCUGAGCCCAUGGAUGUGGGACAGACACAACCCGAU